Molecule: messenger RNA, 765 nt
Organism: Phycodurus eques (leafy seadragon)
Lineage: Eukaryota; Metazoa; Chordata; Actinopteri; Syngnathiformes; Syngnathidae
Gene: ucmaa
Product: upper zone of growth plate and cartilage matrix associated a
Exons: 5
Coding region: 1-621 (206 amino acids)
Biological process (GO): regulation of osteoblast differentiation; embryonic skeletal system development
Cellular component (GO): extracellular matrix
Source: RefSeq, a predicted model, not a curated record
AUGCAUACAUUUAGAUUAUGUAAUCAUCUACCUCCGAAAAUAUUAGGUUACUUCACAUUGUAUCCAGCCUGGUCCCUUGGAAGAACUACCGGUCCCUGCUCACCAAGACUUCCUCUCCUCCCACUUUCUUCCUCCCUCCCCUCGUCCGCCCUUCUUACUUUUCUCUGCACAUCGCCCAUUCGGAGCAAAGUGCUCCCAAGUUCUGUCGGCGGUCUGAGCUCGCUCUCCGAGAUGUCCCGAAGUCCGGUCAUCGCUGUGGCUUGCCUCGCCACCCUCCUCGUCCUCACUUUUUCCGGUGUCGGCGAAAGUGCGGACGACCCAAAACCAGCGGAUCUCAAAGUGGAAGCGCGGCCUGUUUUCAUGCCCGAGGCGGACGCCGACAACUUUUUCAAACGCCGCAGUCGCCGCUCGGUGAGAUACUACGAGCAGCUAGCUGAGCAGAGAAUGCAUCGGGCAAACUCGGAGCGUCGGAGGGAGUACAACGAGGAGCGACGCGACGAGUACGAGAACUACGCCGAAGAGGAUCGCGACGAGCAACGGGAAAGAACGAGGGAGAAAAACGAGCAAGUUCGAGAGUACAACUACGAUGGGCGUUACCCUCGAUACCACUGGUUUCACUGAGCGUGUUCACAGCUCGAGCGAACCGUAUAUUUUAAUAUAGCUUGAAAUGUCCUAAAAACACUCACACGGAGCAUUUAUUUUCUGCAGUGUAUUUCUGUAUUGUUUUUACAUCGUACACUUUCAAAAAAUAAAGGGAACACUCUG